Messenger RNA from Lottia gigantea (owl limpet), 408 nucleotides. RefSeq lists its product as hypothetical. Lineage: Eukaryota; Metazoa; Mollusca; Gastropoda; Lottiidae. The transcript is spliced from 2 exons. Gene Ontology annotation, molecular function: MAP kinase phosphatase activity; protein tyrosine/serine/threonine phosphatase activity. The annotation marks the transcript as partial. Gene Ontology annotation, biological process: negative regulation of MAPK cascade; protein dephosphorylation. Gene Ontology annotation, cellular component: cytoplasm. The record is from RefSeq and is a predicted model, not a curated record.
GUGGCCCAAGAUAAAGAUGAGCUAACAGCAAUGAAGAUCACACAUUUAGUGAACUGUUGCGAAGGGAACAGGUACAAUCAGGUGAACACCAAUCAAGAGUACUAUAACGAUGUCAACAUUAAAUACCAUGGUAUACCAGCUCAAGAUGUUGCUACAUACAGAAUCUGUGAUGAAUUCCAAUCAGCUGUCGAAUUUAUUGAUGAGGCCUUAAAAAGUGGUAAAGUGUAUGUACAUUGUCAGAUGGGAGUGAGCCGUUCAGCAACGAUUGUUAUCGCGUAUUUGAUGGCCAAGUGUGGAAUGGAUCUGAUGCAUGCUACUCGCCACUGCCGGCACCGCCGUGAAAUCUUCCCCAACUCAGGCUUCCUCAAGCAACUCUGUGAUCUCAAUAAAAAUAUUUACGGCGAAUAA